AUGUAUGAGCUGUGCCUUCUUGCAGUCGACAGCACAUCUACGGCCAUUGAAUGGGCUCUGGCUUACCUGAUAACCAAUCCUCAAGUCCAAGAGAGGGCUUAUCAUAAGAUUAGCCAAGCAGCGCAGGAAGGAAAAGUUGGGUUGUUCGGUUUAGAGGAUUUGAGGAAGCUGCCGUACUUGCAAAGUGUGGUGAAGGAAACGCUGAGAAAAGAAUCAAUUGCGCCACUUGGGGUUAUUCACCAGACGGAAAAGGAGUGUAAGGUGAUGGGCAUCACCAUACCUGCAAAGUCAGCAGUCCUUUUCAAUCUACAUAACGUGUCGAAUGAUCCUGAGGUGUGGGAAGAGCCGGAGGAGUUCAGGCCUGAGAGAUUUAUGCGGAAGAAUGAGGUGAGAAUGGCAUAUCUUCCGUUUGGAGCAGGAAGGCGGGUGUGCGCAGGAAUGGACGUGGCGAGCGUGUAUGUUCCCAUCACUCUUGCCAAUUUGCUUAAAGCAUUCGAGUGGGGAUGCGUUAAGGAAGGUAGUCCUCCCGAUCUUACUCGGGAUAUUACGAACGUGCUCAUGUCCAUGAAGUAUCCAUUGGAAGCUCGAAUCACACCUCGUCCAUCCUAA
Cryptomeria japonica (Japanese cedar) is the source of this 609-nucleotide messenger RNA. RefSeq names its product (S)-canadine synthase CYP719A21-like. Lineage: Eukaryota; Viridiplantae; Streptophyta; Pinopsida; Cupressales; Cupressaceae. Gene Ontology annotation, molecular function: monooxygenase activity; iron ion binding; heme binding. The transcript has a single exon. The coding region runs from base 1 to 609 and encodes 202 amino acids. The record is from RefSeq and is a predicted model, not a curated record.